CUUGGGAGAAAAUAUGAUGUUUUAUUUAUAGAGAAGAAAAAGACGCGGGCGGUAGAGAUAAACUAAAGGAGAGAGGGGACAAGCAAGAAGAAACGGAGCAAAUUGAUUAUUUAGGACUAGGAAGGGGAUGAUUCAGAAGGUGUUGUUCGGUUGGCCGGACUAAGCCGUAUGUGCGUAUCCCUUUUCUCUGCCCAGACAGGAGACCACAAAGAACCUGAAGCUGACAGCGACUUCUUGUUGGGUCGACCACGCAAAUCUUGGGCUUGAAGCUGAGAGCUGAGCUGCCGAGAAAAAUCCCAGAAAGUUCUUGCAGGGUGGUUAAUCAAAACAAACGCCGGAUAUUUAAGAUGAAAUUACGAAUGGUCCUUUCUAGAGUAUGAAGUUGCAGUUGGAUUCUGUAAAUUUCUGCUCUGCUGUUAAUUUUGGAAAUGGAAAUUUUGGUGAACAUUGUCUACAACUAUCCUGAAGUUCCCCGUCUGCUGUAUAUUGAAUUGACUUGCUUGGUUCCCCCCCCCCCCCCCCCGGUGAAGAUGACUAGAGACUCUGAUCAAGGACACAUAGUCGAAGUAUGUGGAGAUGUCUCUCCCACAGUAACUGGUCAGGGUGGGACUAAGGUUUGUGAUGAAGCCCCCUGUGGAUUUUCUGAUGCCAAGACAAUCUCCAAGGAUGCGAGGGAGCGGUCUGCCUCCAUGAGGAAGCUCGCUAUUGCUGUUGUCCUCUGCGUUAUAUUCAUGACUGUGGAAGUUGUUGGGGGCAUCAAGGCCAACAGUCUUGCAAUUUUGACGGAUGCGGCCCAUCUGCUCUCUGAUGUGGCAGCCUUUGCAAUCUCACUGUUUUCGAUAUGGGCCUCAGGCUGGGAGGCAACACCACGCCAGUCUUACGGGUUCUUCAGGAUCGAGAUUCUCGGAGCCCUUGUCUCAAUUCAGAUGAUAUGGCUUCUUGCAGGCAUUCUUGUCUAUGAAGCCAUUGAUAGGCUCAUCAAUGGGACCACUAAAGUUGAUGGUUUUCUCAUGUUCAUUGUUGCAGCCUUUGGUUUGGUGGUCAAUAUUGCUAUGACACUCUUAUUGGGUCAUGACCAUGGUCAUGAUCAUGGUCAUGGGCAUGGACAUGGUAAUGGUCAUGGGCAUGGGCAUGGUGGUGAUCAUUAUCAUGCCCACGGUGAUCAUGGAGAUUCACAUAGCCACGGGUUAACUUACACAGCACAUCAUCGGGUCACUGACCAGCACCAUCACCAUGAUGAAGAUUCCAAACCACAUGAUGAUCAUCAUCACAUUCAGGAGACUGAUAUUACUGAGCCUUUGCUCAAGGUUCGCUCCGACCUUGAGGCCCACCCGAUGUCCGGUCCUGCAGAAACUAAGCGAGAACGCAACAUAAAUGUUCAGGGAGCGUACCUCCAUGUGCUUGGAGACUCCAUUCAAAGCAUUGGAGUGAUGAUAGGAGGCGCAGUCAUAUGGUGGAAGCCUGAGUGGAAGAUCAUCGAUCUCAUAUGCACACUUGUGUUCUCGGUUAUUGUCCUGGGCACGACAAUAAAGAUGAUCCGGAGCAUCCUCGAGGUGUUAAUGGAGAGCACACCUAGAGAGAUUGAUGCGACGAGACUUGAGGAGGGAUUGUGCCAGAUGGACGAGGUUGUUGCUGUCCAUGAGUUGCACAUAUGGGCAAUUACUGUUGGGAAGGUGCUGCUGGCCUGUCACGUUAAGAUAAAGCGCGAUGCGAAUGCUGACAUGGUGCUGGACAAGGUCGUGGAUUACAUUAGGAGAGAGUAUAACAUCAGCCAUGUGACCAUUCAGAUAGAGCGAGAAUAGGUAUUUGAAACUUAUCCUAGUAUAAGCGUUCUCUAGCUUCUCAGCAGAUGGGCCGUUGAGAGUACAAUGUUUGUUGGGGACUUCUCAAAUCCUUGCUUCGAUGUAAUCGGGCAAGACUAAUCAUAUUGCAUUUCUCAAUAUAUAUUUUAUUUUGCGGUU
This is a messenger RNA of Punica granatum (pomegranate), 1961 nucleotides long. The record is from RefSeq and is a predicted model, not a curated record. NCBI's taxonomy places the organism in Eukaryota, Viridiplantae, Streptophyta, Magnoliopsida, Myrtales, Lythraceae.